This is a messenger RNA of Dendroctonus ponderosae (mountain pine beetle), 1852 nucleotides long. RefSeq lists its product as uncharacterized. Gene Ontology annotation, cellular component: Cul4-RING E3 ubiquitin ligase complex. Gene Ontology annotation, biological process: protein ubiquitination. NCBI's taxonomy places the organism in Eukaryota, Metazoa, Arthropoda, Insecta, Coleoptera, Curculionidae. The transcript has 5 exons. The record is from RefSeq and is a predicted model, not a curated record. The coding region runs from base 27 to 1793 and encodes 588 amino acids.
ACAACUGCAAAUAGUACACAAACAAUAUGGCGUCGAUCACGUCGGAAAACGACGAUUCCGACGACAAUUUAUCGGUUUCCUCGUCGUUGUCGGGGUCGAGCGGCUCGGGGGGCGCCAGCGCGCCCUCCAUAAGGGCCCCCUCGCCAGUGGCGAGCGGUUGGGGCCCCCGGGGGCGGCGCAAUCUCGUCCAAAACCUCCGCGAUCGACAGCUGUUCGGCCGCUUUGCCCGCAGCCCCAGGGCUCCCCUUGAGAGGACGCUUUGCAGGCCGCGCGAGUAUUCUCUGUUGUUGUUGGUUGGCCAGGCCAGUGCACUCGACCACACACUGAUGGGCUUCACGCAAUGCGGCCAGUACAUGCUCAGCUACACGACACGAAGUUGCAACGUCGCAUCCAGCCAUCCGAUCUACUCGCUCAGCUACGAGUACGAGCUCUACGUGUGGCUGUUCAGUCCGGGCGUGCCGCUGCGCCACGUUUCGAAACAUCGCAUCUUCGGGCACUUCAAGUCGUACUGCCCAUUGGAACGCAUCCUUUUCAUGCAGUUCCCCAACGACGCCACCAAGAUCGUCUGUUAUGGAAACGAAUCGGCGCCAUCCGAGUUCUUCCACGUCACGGUGCUGACGCUGCCCGCCAGCUGCGUGCACUGCGCCGACGCGCCGCUCAGCCCGCAAGAGGGCGCCAACGGCGGCUGGUGUCCCCGGCACGGCUUCCUCAUCCACUUCAUGUUCGCCAGCAGUCAGCUGGCGCCCCCUUUCGACCCGCACGUCUCGCUCGGCUACCCGCACCAUCUGGUGGUCAACACCGGGCACCACGUGCACAUCCUCAACAUCUCCACGGCGGGGCCGUUCCACUGCGCCAACUCGCUCACCCACUGGGUGAAGGAGGAGCCGCCCAAGCCCUCCUCCUCCGACCUCCUCGCCGGCUCGCUGGACGCCUUCAGCGAGAUCUCGGAGUCGGCGAGCUGCUCCAGUCUGGUGGACGCCAUCCUGGACGAUUUCAGCGAAUACGAUCUGGACGGCAGCGAGGCGGGCAAGCCGUUCCACGAGCUGAACAUCAGCUGCGAGCCGCUGAACGUCACCGGCAAGACGUACCACAACACGUUGGUGCAGAGCAUCCUGGACCCGCGCCUCAAGCGCCUCCAGGGGACGUCGCGCGACUACGUCUUCUCCGUGCCGCACGCCAGCCAGAAGCUGCCGCCCGAGAAGAGCAAGGUGGUGGACAAGAAGGUGGCGGAGAAGGCGUACGAGUUCACCGAGGAGACCGAGAAGUACGAGAAAAUCAGCCUGUUCCGCAAGAAGCGGCUGGCCGACAAAAAGUACGAGUUCUCCGAGGACAACACGGAGAACAUCGUGCCGUUCCACAUACUGCGCAGGGAGCGCACCUUCCUGGUGCGGCCCCAACUGAAGACGCCGCUCCGCUCGCCCGAGUCGUUCUUCCUCAGCCCGCGCUCUCCGAUGCAGAGUCCGAGCUCGCGCACCGGCCAGUUCUCGCCGUCAGUUCGGAGAUCGCCGAUCAGUCCCCGGGAGACCGCCCGCAAAGUGAACGUGUACUCGCCGAGUUUGGGCAGCGACUGUUCGGACGGCGACGGGCGGCUGGUGCUGCGGCCUGCGCUGACCAGCGGCCAUUUCAGUGUGGACGCGUCGCAAACGGGGCUGCUGAUCGUCGACCCCAAAGUGGAGGCCUCCAAGUGGAUCAAGAAGGUGGUGCGCCGGUUCUCCAACGGCGAUUUCGAGAAUAGUUCGCUGCUGUCGGGCCAGAGUCGCGGUAAGUGGGGGGGGCGGCUCGACUGCGAGUGAGCGCCCGUCGGUUUUGGCCGCAGAUUCGGGUUUUUGGGGCGAUUUUAGCUGAAAAUGAG